UUUUUAUAAGAUGAAUAUCUAAUUGGAUAAUAAUGAAAGUGAAAUCGUGAUUUAAUAUGAUUAACGUAUGAGGUCUAUAAGCCUUGAAUGAAAGAAUAUGUAAAUUUAUUUUUUAUGUAGAAAAGCUUUGUAUUUUUAGUGCAUGCAAUUUAUUUUUUUUGUUGGAUUUUAUGUGUACUUGAUUUUUCUAUGCAACACAUCAUGUGUGCAUUCUAAUUUUUUUUUUAAUUUUUUGUCGACUGUUCUACUUUGUUCUAUAGAAGGGGUAAGGAAAAUAAGGCGUAAUUAAAAAGUUGAUGUUACCCUAAAAACAAGUAAAAUUAAUUUUAAUUUAUUUAGUCUUUUUAUUUGGUUAAGUUAUUGGAUUUUGGUGAUAAAACUUUUGAAUUUCCAAAAUUUAUCAUGAUUAUAAAUCGCUUAAAAUGUAGGAAGACAGAAGAAUAAAGUUAAAUUUUAAAUUGUAGAUUUUGAUAACUAUGAACUGUCAAAAAAGUGAAAAAACAAGAAUAAAUAUCGUUCAAAAAUUCAAUGAGAAAUGCUGUUGUCCUUUUCGUAUACUUCUAUUUCAUAUUUUUUUGCGAGCGCGCAAUGCUGCCAUAGCUAUAAAAACUUUAAGUCGCCAUUUUAGAUAUUUCAUUAUACUUUGUUCAACAUCAUUUCAUUGUGUCCUCAGUAAUAAAUAAAAAUUAAAAUAAAAUAAAAUUUAAUUACAUAUUAUUAUUGUGUUAUUAUAAUUAUUUCAUUUAUAAUAAACGUAUUGCAAUAUUUUGAUUUGAAAAUAAAAGGAAAUUGCAUGGAAAAAAUGGAAAUAUAAAUGUAAAAGAAUUUUCAUUUCAAAACAAUACCCAUGUUAUUGAUUUUUGCUGAGAUUAUGCUAAAAUAGUUUAUUCAACUUUAAGUUUAAUUUAUAAACAAAUUUAAAGGAAUUUAAUAUUAUCACAUCGAUUUUUUUUUCGUUAAAUAUAAAAAUUUCAAAUAUUAAAUUGAUUAACUCAGCAAAAGAAAAGUUUUGCAAGUAAAUUUUAAAGAAAAAAAAUGGAGGAUCCAAAUCGAAUGAUGGCUCAUACUGGAGGAAUGAUGGCACCUCAGGUAUAUGGAAUGCAAGGACAAGAUGAUGGAACAAAUACUGGGAAUGAAAAUGAAAUACGAAAAAAAGACAUAGGUGAAAUAUUACAGCAAAUUAUGAGCAUUUCAGAACAAUCAUUAGAUGAAGCUCAGGCAAGGAAACAUACUUUAAAUUGUCAUAGAAUGAAACCAGCGUUAUUUUCGGUUUUGUGCGAAAUAAAGGAAAAGACUGUUUUAUCUUUUCGUAACACUCAAGAGGAAGAACCACCAGAUCCGCAAUUGAUGCGUUUAGAUAAUAUGUUGAUUGCAGAAGGUGUGGCUGGUCCAGAAAAAGGUGCAGCAGCGGCUGCUGGUGCUGCUACAUCAUCAUUAUCUAUUGAAAAUGCGGAUAAUGCAAUUGAACAUUCAGACUACCGUGCGAAGUUAGCUCAAAUUCGGCAAAUAUACCAUCAAGAAUUGGAAAAAUAUGAACAAGCUUGUAAUGAAUUUACAACUCAUGUUAUGAAUUUGCUCAGAGAACAAAGUCGAACAAGGCCAAUUACUCCAAAAGAAAUUGAACGUAUGGUUCAAAUUAUACAUAAAAAAUUCAGUUCAAUACAAAUGCAAUUGAAACAAUCAACAUGUGAAGCAGUUAUGAUACUAAGAUCAAGAUUUUUGGAUGCACGUCGUAAACGUCGCAAUUUCAGUAAGCAAGCUUCAGAGAUUUUGAACGAGUAUUUUUAUAGUCACCUAAGUAAUCCUUAUCCAUCAGAAGAAGCUAAGGAAGAAUUGGCUCGUAAAUGUGGAAUUACGGUUUCGCAAGUUUCUAAUUGGUUUGGUAAUAAACGUAUUCGUUAUAAGAAAAAUAUUGGUAAAGCACAAGAAGAAGCAAAUUUAUAUGCUGCUAAAAAAGCGGCUGGUGCUUCCCCUUACUCAAUGACUGGUCCUCCAAGUGGUAACACAACGCCAAUGAUGUCACCGGCACCACCGCAAGAUUCAAUGGGUUAUUCGUUAGGUUCAGGUGGUUAUGAUCAACAACAACCAUACGAUGGAAGCAUGGGCUAUGAUCCCACUAUGAAUCAGGAUCUUAGUCCUUGAGGACGACAUACCUACAAAUUUUAAAAUUUUACCUAUUAAUAUAAAUACUUAAUAUUAUUUACACUAAAAAAAAAAUAAAAAUAAAAAAAAAAAUAUAAAUAUAAGUGAAUUUUCAAGAAUUACAUGAGUGCAAUAACAAUAGUGGAGAACUUCUUUAAUAAAGAAAAUCUGAUUAGUUAUAAUACGAGUAUUUAUGUAUUUUAUACUAAAUUUUUUAGUAAUUUUGAUUAAUUUUUUUUAUAAUUAUUAAUUUUUAUAUAAAAACUACUUCUCAGAUAUUUCUUUAUUUUUGAAGAAAAAAAAUUAUCAUGCCAAUUUGAAUAUGUUCUAUAGUAGAUUUUUUUUUUAUUAUAGGAACGAAUAAAAAUGUUUUGGCAAUUAAUAUAAAAUCGAAAAAAUAAUAUUUUCGCAACAUAAUUGAAUGUUAGCGCACAAAAAUAAAAAUAAUUUCUUGGCAUGGUCCUAGUAUUUUUUAAUGAAAACAAAAUGUAAUUCUAGGAAAUUCUAUUAAGAUUAAAAAGUUUAAAUUUAAAAUUAAAAAACAAAAACAUUUGGAAAAAAUGUAUACUGAAAAAUUGUAUACGUACUUAUUAAUCACUGGAAAAAUGUAUACGUAAAAAUUAAUAAUAAAGAAGUUUAGCUAGUAUGCCAGCUUAAACAAAAACUUUUCAUUCAAAUUUAAAAUUUUGCAAUAUUUUAGGUACAAAUAGGCUUUUGAUGCAUUAAAAAACGGGAUUACGUAUUUUAAAUGUCGAAAUUAAUUGGGGCUAUUAUAUUCUUAUUUCGUUGAUAUAAUAUAUAUUGCUAAACGCAGGUUUUUAGCGCUCAAGGGAAAUGCUUUACGGAAGUUCUAGUGAAAAUUCGAAAUUUGCUCAACUAUUAUUAAAUUAUGUUUUUUUUUUGUGAAUGAACUAAGUAGUAGGUACAUACCCACUAAAUAAAAUAAUACUUUCGACUUGCUGUCAAAUGUAUGUUUAAUAAAAAUUUACUGUUUAGGAUAAGUUUUGUCUAUGUGGGUAUAUACUAUGCUAUAGAUAGAGUGUUGAGUAUAGAUACCACAUGAGUACCAAAAACAGAUUUUAAAUAGACGAAAUAAUCGCUGCGGAAAUAAAGUUCUUAUUUCCUAAUAAAUUUAUUUUUGAAUUUUCUAUUAAUUUCUAGAUCAGUCAUUUACUAAAAAUAGUUUUUAUUUUAAUUUAAAAUAAAAAAUGCAAAGCAUAUGUUUUUAGAACAUUUUUUAUGAAAAUUUGUUGAAUUUUGAAACUAGGGGUUUUUACAUACUGGAAUAAGAGCAUAAUCAUAGUUUAUAAACAACUUAUAUACAUUGAUAUGUUGGUAUCUGUAUCGAGUACAUAUAAAAUAUUUUACUACCGCAAAAUAUGUCGGUAUUAAAUUUAACUAGAAGCACACUCUAAAAAAGUCCGAAAACUGAACUCAGAAAAUUUUGAAUAAAAGGGGUAAUUUUUAAUAAUUUUUAAUUGGCUAACGAUUUGCGUAUAUAAUUGCACUAAUUCCUUGGAGCAAAUACAACAUUUUUACAAAAGAAAAGAAAUGUGCGAGCUUGAUUUGAAGAACUGGAUUUAUAAAAUCUACCAAUUAAUUUUUUUUAAAUUAUCCGCGAAAUCGUGAUAAUUAUUCAUUGUGCAUAUGGGUCCAUAAAAAAAAACAAUAUUCAAAGCUUUUUUCAUAAUAUUAAUUUGCAACAAAGAGUUUACAUUUAAUUUUUUCUUAUUUAUAGAAAACAAAAAUUGAAAGUCAUUGUGGUAUAAUUUUUUUUUUUAUGAUGACGACAUAACGUAGUUCGUUCUUUUUUCUUUUUACAAUAAAAUGGUUUUACUUUUUUAGAUGAACUAUAAUUUUUUUUUAUAAUCAGAUAUUGUACUUUAAAUUUGAUACAUGUAUGCAUUUACUUGUUAAAGUUGUUGAGUUGGAUAACUUUAUGCAAAAAAAUUUGGAAGGUUUGCAAAAUUUUUUAAAAUUUUCAUUACUCAAUGACCUUUUGAUUCUGAAAAAUUAUUCCCUGUAUGUUAGAGCAAUUGAAUGUUGAUUUUCUAAUAAUAAAUUAAAAUUUACUAAUUAUUAAAAAAAAAGAAACGUCUUAUCAUAAUGCCUAAUUUUUUUUUUUUUAAUAAAAAUAAAAACAAAGGUGAAGCUCCGAAUCCAACUUUACCAAAUGCA
Condylostylus longicornis is the source of this 4320-nucleotide messenger RNA. RefSeq names its product homeobox protein extradenticle (gene exd). Lineage: Eukaryota; Metazoa; Arthropoda; Insecta; Diptera; Dolichopodidae. Gene Ontology annotation, cellular component: nucleus. Gene Ontology annotation, molecular function: RNA polymerase II cis-regulatory region sequence-specific DNA binding; DNA-binding transcription factor activity, RNA polymerase II-specific. The record is from RefSeq and is a predicted model, not a curated record. Gene Ontology annotation, biological process: neuron development; regulation of transcription by RNA polymerase II; animal organ morphogenesis. Bases 1036 to 2142 code for a protein of 368 amino acids. The transcript has a single exon.